AUGGCGGAGGAGCUUGACGCCGCGGCCUUUGUGGGCGCCCUGUACCGCAAGGUGCUGCUCUCUGUGAAGGCGUCCAACGCGGUUCCGUCCGAGGACGAUGGCUUCCACUUCCACAGCCAGUUCAGCGCCGAGUUCGCGGCGCGCUCCAAGAGCUCCGGCGCCAAGGCCGAGGCGCUCGUGCGACUGCUGACCAAGCGCCGGUGCGGUGACGCGGACGGAGACGACGCCGGCGACAGCAGCGACGAGGACGAGGACGAGCAGCAGGAGCUCUUCGACGGCCCGGAGCCCAACGCGCGCGUCACGGACUACGCCGACAUGCUGCUGGACGAGGCCACCAAGCACCUGGCGCGCUUCGUGCGCGGCGAGACGGAGCCUUCCGCCGACGCGUCGACGCUGCGACCGCUGGAGAACAAGCCGCACGUGUUCGAGACGAACAAGAAGGCCAGGAAGAACGAGAAGGAGGGGCAGGCCGAAAAGAAGAUGGCUCGAGGAGCGCAGGACAAGCCCCAAGACAGAUUCGACGAGAAGAUCGACAACUCGGACGCGCCCUUCGUGUCCAAGCUGCGCGAGAAGGUGCACGCGCUCAAUGACGGUGCUGCAGUUGUUGCAGACGACGAGGAUGAUGAGAUGGCUCCGCGUCACCCGUACUUCCCGGAGAUCAAGGCGCUCAAGUACGCGCCCUGGCAGUUGGAAGCGUCCGACGAACCGUACGAGAUGGUGGAGCUGGAGAAGGCAUCGUACCUGUGGGUGGACUCGGAAGAGAAACUGGUGCAGAUGAUGAAGUCGCUGACUGCCGUUGAGGCCCGCGUGAUUGCGGUGGAUCUGGAGCACCAUAGCUACAGGUCGUACAUGGGACUUACGUGUCUGAUGCAGAUCUCCACUGCGCGCGAGGACUUCCUGGUGGAUACGCUGGCACUUCGUGGCAAGCUGCAAACGCUGAAUCAGGUCUUCUGCGACCCGGCGAAGGUGAAGGUGCUGCACGGUAGUGACAUGGAUAUCUUGUGGCUGCAGCGCGAUCUUGGGCUGUACAUUGUCAACCUGUUCGACACCGGUCGCGCGGCGCGUUUGCUGCAGUAUCCGCGCUUCUCCCUGGCGUACAUGCUCAAGCGCCAUUGCAACAUCGACGCUGACAAGCAGUACCAGCUGGCUGACUGGCGCACUCGCCCGCUCGACAAGAACAUGGUCAAGUACGCGCGUGAGGAUACGCGCUACCUUUUGUUCAUCUACGACCGUCUGAAGAAGGAACUGCUUCAGGCUGGAGCGAAGUCUCGUGAAAGUUUUCUGUUUCAGACGCUUCAGAACUCCAGCAAGCUCUGUUUGCAGGUGUACGAGAAGCCCCAGCCGACGGAGGAGGACGCGUUGGCACUGGGCGAGAAGCUCAAGGGCACUGUGAACACCCAAGAACUCUCGGAGCUCCAGAAGCGUGUGAUCGUAGCUCUGUACCUGUGGCGCGACCGCGUCGCUCGUCAAGAGGACGAGUCAGUGGCCUACGUGAUGGCCAACCACGUGCUCAUGAAGCUUACCAAGCACCUUCCAGUGCGCUCCGACGAGCUGUUCCGCGCGUGUCACCCUGUGCCGCUGCUUAUCCGCAAGCAUGCACUUCAGAUCACCAAGAUGAUUGUCGCCGAAAAGGCAAAACUGUCAGAAGAAGAGUCGAAGGCAGCGCAGGCUCCUGAACCCGUCGCUGUCAAACCAACAAGGAAGACGUGGAAUGAGGAUGGAGAGGAGAAGAUAGUGACUUCAUCGAGUCUGAAGCGCGUAGGCCGUGCUGCGUACGCUCCUUGGAAGAGUGGUCAGCGCAAGGCUGGCAUUGCUGGCGAUGCUUCAACUGGAUCGUCGUCGUCCAGCACUGCUCAGCCUAUGGCUCUCGGAAUUGACGUUGCCGAGACUAUUAUCAAGGAGCCGGAGACAGCAGCCGAGCUGCUCGAGAAAGUCAACGCCUUGGUGGCGAGCACAACGUUCACAAUUGCAGAGAGCGAGCCUGUCGAGACACCAGUAACGCAGCCGGCGUCCUUGUCCGAGACGCCCGCCAAGGAUGACAGCAGCGAGCAGGAGUCCAAGCCCAAGAUCCCUCAGUCCAUCUCGGAGGCCUAUCACAUGUCGAACCGGUCCAAGCGGCGGAAGAUGGACACGUCGUCGGCUUCGCAGGUCAAGGACCGGGCGCAGGCGUUCAUGCAGAAGGUCGACGGAGACGACAGCAAGGUCGACGAAGAAGACAAGAGUGGCUUCCAGAGCUUCGAUUACGCUGCUGCCAGCUCUCAGGUCGCUGGAGCCAAGUUCGAGUUGAAGAAGAACGAGGACGAGGACCGACGUGGCGGUCGCGGCGGUCGUGGCGGUCGUGGCGGCAACAACAAGAAGCAGGCCGGCUACAACCCGUUCGUGGGCAUGAGUGGCAAGGGCAAGAAGGGCAAGAGCUCGGACGAGCCGCAAGCUGGCCGGAAGCCUGUCAAAAAGAUGCACCACAUGCCGAGAAGCGCCACGAAAAAUAUACACAAUCCUUACCACAAGCGUUAUAUUAUACCUCUACAUUUUAGCGCCAUUUUGGAAAAACGGACCAAGCAGCCGACGCGAUCUCCGAUGGCUCGUAGCGCCGCGCUCAAGCGCGUCUCGCCCGCGUCGCUCAAGUCGGAGGAAGGGGAAGGCGCCGCCAAGAAGCUCAAGGCCUCGGUGGACGUGGCCAGCGAGGCGGCGGCCACGGUGCGCAGCGGGCCGCUCGAGGCGGAGGACAGCGAGUCGGACCCCAUCGACGAAGGGGACGACGCUCAGACGUCCACUUCAGCAACCAGUAACGGCAUCAAGCAUGACGAAGAGGACGGAGAAGAAGACGUCGAAAUGGCUGAUGCGGAGGCCUCGGCGGGCCAGGAGACAGCAAAAAUUAAGGCAGACAGCAAAAAGAACGGGGCAGCCAAGUCUGCGUCUAAGAAGCCAGUCAAGAAGCGCGCAAAGCCUGCUGCGAAGUCUGCUGCCAAUGGGAAGACGAAAGCUGCCGCCAAGCCCAAGGCAAAGGCUAAGCCUGCUGCGAAGCCGAAGGCUAAGGCUGCACCGAAGCGGAAGACCCGGACGCAGGAGGAUAAGGUGAAGGAGAACGCGCCGCUUGCUGCGCCAUUCUUCGUGGAGACGGGGGCCGAGUGGAACAACACGAACAUCGACUUUGACGAGCUAAGUGUGCUGAGGUCGAGGUGGGAGCUGCCUGCAGCUUGCCAUAUUUUGUGGCUGCUGCAGAGUCCGCUGACACUGCGCUUCUCCAACACGCUGCUUGAGUACGAGGCAGCGCUGCUGAAGCCGGAGGAUAGUCCCGUGCUGGAAGAUGUGUUCACGAAGCUGCUGCUGAAGAAGAGUGAGCGCGAGUGCUUGAGCGCUGGCAUUGGACUCAAGUACGAGUGGUGGAACAAACAGCUGCGCAUUUACUACCUGGACAUGUACGACAAGUGGUACGCACUGCUGCGCAAGGCAGGAGAACGGCUACCUGAAACAUUUUCGCAAGAUGAGGACGAUGACGAUGACAGCAGCGCGGACGACAAGACCGACGAGCAGGUGGAUGUGGAGCUGACUGACGACGAGUGGCUGACGCUUGAUAUCCUGAAGGCGCGCCUUGAAACGCUUGGCAUGGUUUGCCCGCUUAAGCACCAGUCAUUCGCGGACUUGUCGAUCGAGUUGCGAUGCAAAAUUCUGUUGAACUUGUGCGAGGCCGUGGUAGAUGAUCCGGCCAACACUGAAUAUAUGCGCCAAAUGGAAGACGAUGACCUGCGCGUGGAGCCGCUUGGCAACGACCGCGCCGGCAACAUGUAUUACUUUUUCCCGCAGUUCUACGAGGAGCGGCGGCUGUACAGAUUGGACCCGGAGACCCAGCAGUGGGCGCUCUGGGCAAAGGGGGAUGACGCCUUCCGCUCUAUGCUGAAGGCUAUGAAGGAAGUCCGUGGUCGUAAGAUUCGCGGUGAACAGGAGCUUCUGGAUCAUCUGGAGGUCAUUGUAGAGCAGAUUGAGGAUGAAGACGAAGCGCGCGCCCGGCAGCUGGAGAAGGCCAACCGCCUAGCGAUUCUCGAGGCGAUCCCUCGCAAGCGUUCGCUGCGUCUGCAGGUGAAGCAGCUGGAGAAGAUGGAGAGGCACCAGGAGGAGCUGGAGCAUCAGAAGGAGCUGUCCAUGGAGGAGAUCGCAGAAAUGAAGCGCGCCGAGUUGCUGCGCAAGGUGGAGAAGGAGGCUGAAAAGGAGGCUCGUGACGCCGAGCGGGAGGCUCGCCGCUUACACCGCGAGCAGGUGGAGCGGGAAGAGGCCCAGGCUGAGCGCGAGCGACGCCGUCUUCGCCGUAUUGAGAAGGAAAAGGAGGAUGAAAGGCUGGAGCAGUUAGCCCAGGAAGAGCGCAGGAAGCAGGAAGAGGCGCGCGAGCUCCGCGCCCGUCAACGGCACGGGGUAGAGGAGUGGCAGCAAGUAGAGCAGGAUGACCAGGGCGCGGUGGAAGAUGCAACACCGACAAGCACCGCAGCAGAGGCUCCUGAGCAGGUUCCAGCGCCCGCAAAAACGCCAUGA
Phytophthora sojae is the source of this 4524-nucleotide messenger RNA. RefSeq lists its product as hypothetical. The record is from RefSeq and is a predicted model, not a curated record. Lineage: Eukaryota; Oomycota; Peronosporomycetes; Peronosporales; Peronosporaceae. The coding region runs from base 1 to 4524 and encodes 1507 amino acids. The transcript has 6 exons. Gene Ontology annotation, cellular component: nuclear exosome (RNase complex); nucleolus. Gene Ontology annotation, biological process: nuclear polyadenylation-dependent rRNA catabolic process; nuclear polyadenylation-dependent snRNA catabolic process; TRAMP-dependent tRNA surveillance pathway. Gene Ontology annotation, molecular function: 3'-5'-RNA exonuclease activity; nucleotide binding; nucleic acid binding.